AGAUAAGUUUACAUGUAUUGCAGACCAGACCAGAAGCACUUCUGACUUCAGAUCUGUGAGUUUUGGAGGUGUCCACAAAGCAAAUCUUUAAGAUCAGAAAAUGAGUGAACUUGACCAGUUACGGCAGGAGGCCGAACAACUGAAAAACCAAAUUAGAGAUGCUAGAAAAGCAUGUGCAGAUGCGACUUUGUCUCAGAUCACAGCCAACAUUGAUCCAGUGGGUCGGAUCCAAAUGCGCACCAGAAGAACGCUGAGGGGGCACUUGGCUAAAAUUUAUGCAAUGCAUUGGGGCACUGAUUCCAGGCUUCUAGUCAGUGCCUCCCAAGAUGGCAAGCUCAUCAUUUGGGAUAGCUACACCACAAAUAAGGUCCAUGCCAUUCCUCUGCGUUCAUCUUGGGUCAUGACCUGUGCAUAUGCACCUUCUGGCAACUACGUGGCCUGUGGUGGGCUUGACAACAUCUGCUCCAUUUACAAUCUGAAAACUCGUGAGGGAAAUGUGCGCGUGAGUCGUGAGCUGGCUGGGCACACAGGUUACUUGUCAUGCUGCCGCUUCCUGGAUGAUAAUCAAAUUGUCACCAGCUCUGGAGACACCACUUGUGCUUUGUGGGACAUAGAAACUGGCCAACAGACAACCACCUUCACUGGGCACACCGGGGAUGUCAUGAGUCUUUCUCUUGCCCCUGACACCAGAUUAUUUGUUUCUGGAGCUUGUGAUGCUUCAGCCAAACUGUGGGACGUUCGAGAAGGAAUGUGUCGGCAAACUUUCACCGGCCACGAAUCUGACAUCAACGCCAUCUGUUUCUUUCCAAAUGGCAAUGCAUUUGCCACAGGUUCAGAUGAUGCCACCUGUAGGCUCUUUGACCUCCGAGCUGACCAGGAGCUGAUGGUGUAUUCCCAUGACAACAUCAUCUGUGGGAUCACCUCGGUAUCCUUCUCCAAGAGCGGCCGCCUCCUGCUGGCUGGAUAUGAUGACUUCAAUUGCAAUGUCUGGGAUGCACUUAAAGCAGACAGAGCAGGUGUUUUGGCUGGGCAUGAUAAUCGCGUCAGCUGCCUGGGGGUGACCGAUGAUGGCAUGGCGGUGGCCACAGGAUCCUGGGAUAGUUUCCUCAAGAUAUGGAACUAACACCUCUAGAUACCAGUUGGACUCCGCCAUGACUGGAAGACCAUUCCAACCUUGGAAGAGUUACCAUGAUAGCAUAUCCAGCCCAACCAUACUAACUCGGACACCCCUCCAUCUCCCUCUCAGAACUUCAAAAGGGCAAGAUCUUUUUCCCUUCACCUAUUGCUGAAACAAAGAGCACAAUUCCCUCUACAAGAAGAAUCUCUGUGGUUGUAAACAAACAAAUUGUGCAUUCCUUUGGGACCAUUGUCAUUGUUUUCCUUUUUCUUUUUCUUUUUUUUUUCUUGAACGAAUAUAAAAAGGAAAUACUAUAAUAAAAAUGUCCACCAGAAGGUAAGGCUGAGUAAUUGUGAAACAGGCCCACAGCUGAUUUUCACUGUCUUUUAUUUAAAUUUUAGACCAGUGAUCCUGUUUUGUGAACACAAGUUGAGGACUUUGUUUUAUCUCAUAACGGUUUCAAAAUUUAAAGUCAUGUUUGUAGCAGGGUUUUGAAAACAUUCUUAUUUCCUUUUUUAAAUAGAUUACUUUAUGGUCAAUAAUGAAGCAAAACAAGAGGGUCCUGCCCAGCCUCUCUGGGAUUGUUAAUGAUGUAAAUUUAGUCCCUGAUUUUUUUAUUAUUUUUUGUCUGGUGUCUCAGAUAAUUGUUGCUGCACAAAAAUAUGGCAUAUAGAGAAUAACGUUAAGAAGUAAGGUAACCAAGCACACACAUGCUGUCAAUGACAUUGAAUGCUUGUUUCAAGAACCUUUCCCCUUUUGUGAGUAGCUUACUCCAAUCCGUCGCCCGUUUCUCUCCCCUUCUGCUUCUCUCUCCCCAUCAAUUAAGUUUUUAUCUACUUUGGGUUUCUUUGUGCAGUUGGAGGGCAUUUCCUGUACCCUAACACUACCCAGCACCCCCAACUAUCAGGAGCCUCGAUUUUCCAGAGAGAUGCCUGUCCUGUGCUUGGAUAGUCAGUCAAUUCUUUGUGUAUGAAAUGAUGUACAAAUCAAUGUUUUGGAAAUAAUGAUCUUGAACUUUCUAAGUUAAAAACAAAUUUUUGAUUGUUUGCCAUAUUGGGUGGGUUUACUCUUAGAAUCGCAUGCUGUAGAAAUGCUAAAAAAAAAAAAAAACAAAACAAAAAAAAACAAAACAAAAAAAUGCACAUAGGACUAAGUCCUUAGAUGUUUUUUUCUUUUCAGAAAUAACCUGUUUCAAGUUGUAACCAUUGCGCUCUACUUCCUUCUUGUUGCUACUCUGUGCAUAAGCCCCUGGGGGAUCCUGAUGACUCUAUGCACGCCCUGGAGUAGCCGUAACUCCUGCGGGACCGUCCUCUCUCAGUUAGUCCUUCACACACCACCCUGCCCCGCCCCGCCCCACCCUCCAUAGAACGAGUCCUUGGUAUCGAAUGGUCCUUUUUGUAAUGGCCAGGUUUUCCUGGUUUUCUUUUCAAAUAAAAUAUUACGCAGCAGCGUCUGGACAGUAGAUUGUUCUGUUAACUGCCUCCCCUCUCAUGUAUCCAGAAGUGCUCCUCCUUAGCAGCUGUAGUGGCUUCUCUCCAUUCUGUUUUUUCUGCAACAUUCUGUACAAAAAUGUGCUGUAAUCGUGCGUUAGGCCUGGACUUGGCAAAAAGAAAAAAAAGAAACCUCUCUUUCUCCCUCGCCCCUGCCCCCGCCCGUUCUCUCUCCAUGAAAUCCCUGGUAGAGCUCUCCACACCCUGUGUCCCUUUUCACCUUUUGUAUUUAAUUUUAAAGUCAGUGUACUGCAAGGAAGCUGGAUGCAAGAUAGAUACUAUAUUAAAAUGUACUGUUAUUUAAGAUGUAAUAAAGCAGUUUGACAUGA
Messenger RNA from Vombatus ursinus (common wombat), 2936 nucleotides. RefSeq names its product G protein subunit beta 1 (gene GNB1). Gene Ontology annotation, molecular function: protein binding; signaling receptor complex adaptor activity. Lineage: Eukaryota; Metazoa; Chordata; Mammalia; Diprotodontia; Vombatidae. Gene Ontology annotation, cellular component: cytoplasm; heterotrimeric G-protein complex. The transcript has 11 exons. The record is from RefSeq and is a predicted model, not a curated record. Gene Ontology annotation, biological process: G protein-coupled receptor signaling pathway. The coding region runs from base 101 to 1123 and encodes 340 amino acids.